AAAAGUCGUUACCAUUUCCCCCCCUGCUCUUUGUUUUUGUCUUUUGAAUUCGAAUUGACAAGUGCUUCCAAUCGAAGAAGAGCGGUUUAUCUUUGCUGUUCUCUGUUAUUUACUUUACUCAAUCGCCUUAUUUUUCAUUCGACCUUUUUUUCAAUUUUUCCAGCGCAUUCCCGAGCACAGCAACGGUAGCAGCAAAGCAAAGCAAAUAAAAAUAUGUUCAAACGGUCUCUGGCAUCAACCUUGACACAGGGCGUGCGGGCAUUCAGCACAGCCCGCGCAGUGUCCAGCGCAUUGCGUGCGGGCGUUCUUUUGCAGCGCGAUCCCAUUGUCAUUCAGCAGGCUAAGGGCUUGGAAGCAGCCUCGGACAAGUACUUUGAAUGGCUAGAGUAUAUCUCGGCGGAGCGGUUCCCGCGCGAUUUCUUCUUCAAAAAGGGAAGCUCAGCCGAGGCUAAGUGGAUGGAUCUGGAGGAUGCGCGCGCAUCCGAGUGGUACUUUGAUCCGGCGAGCAAGCCGGCAUUUAAGUCUGUCAAAAAGGCACCUGUCGAGGACGAGGCAGUGGUGGAGCCCGCCAGGCUUAUUGAGGUGCAGCCGCGCGAGACGCAGGCAGACAUUUCAGGCGACGUGCGGUCGUUGGAGCGCAAGCUUGAUCGGACACUGUAUCUUUUGGUCAAGGAUUCUGCUGCGGACCAGUGGGGGUUGCCGCAGGGCGCCAUUGAGGGCGAUGAGCUUUUGCACGAGGCCGCUAGGCGGAACCUGAAGGAUAUCUGCGGCGGCAAGAUGAACGUGUGGAUGGUCGGGAAUGGCCCUGUUGGACAUUUCCAGGCUGGUAAUCAGCCCGAGUUUUUCCUCAAGGGCCACAUACUCGCUGGCCAGGUCAAGCCCGAUGCCAAGCUGGCCACGGACUUCAAGUGGGCCACGCGGGAGGAGGUCGAGGCAACGGUUUCGGCCGAGUACUGGCAGCAGGUGAAGGACAUGCUGUCGACUGUCUAAACCACAACACGUGUUUAUGUGGCGUCGCCACUUUUGUUUCAUAAUGGUGGCGAGCUUGCCGAACAAAAAAUAAUAUUUAAAAUUUUACACCACUUUA
Kickxella alabastrina is the source of this 1087-nucleotide messenger RNA. RefSeq lists its product as uncharacterized. The transcript has a single exon. Gene Ontology annotation, cellular component: mitochondrial large ribosomal subunit. Gene Ontology annotation, molecular function: structural constituent of ribosome. The record is from RefSeq and is a predicted model, not a curated record. Lineage: Eukaryota; Fungi; Kickxellomycota; Kickxellomycetes; Kickxellales; Kickxellaceae. The coding region runs from base 214 to 990 and encodes 258 amino acids.